Molecule: messenger RNA, 1014 nt
Organism: Alternaria conjuncta
Lineage: Eukaryota; Fungi; Ascomycota; Dothideomycetes; Pleosporales; Pleosporaceae
Exons: 1
Coding region: 1-1014 (337 amino acids)
Cellular component (GO): membrane
Source: RefSeq, a predicted model, not a curated record
AUGGCCGCUCUUUGGGAAACUGGCGCCUAUGCAUUUCGCGCUCUUGGUUCCAAGGACCAACAAUCCUCCGGCAUUGCAACGGUCGCUCAAAUCUUGGUUUUGGUAGCGCCUAUCUGGGUGAACGCCUUCGCCUACAUGGUCUUCGCCCGCAUCGUUCACUUCUACUCGCCCACUCGCAAGGUCUGGUUAUUCUCCCCCUCCAUCCUCGCACUCAUCUUCGUCACCCUCGACAUUGUCUCGUUUGUCAUCCAGCUCCUCGGCGGUGGAAUGGCAGGUCCAGGCGCGAGUCUGGAAGCACAAAAGAAGGGCUUGAACAUAUACAUGGGUGGUAUCGGUAUGCAGGAAGGCUUCAUUGUUCUGUUUCUGGGGUUGGUCGUCAAGUUUCACCGCGACCAGCUCCAGGCGGAGAGGGUGGGACGCUUGCCCGCGGACAAGAUUGGUGGCUGGAAAUGGUUGCUGUACGCGCUGUACGCAUGCUUGCUGGCUAUCACCAUUCGCAUUAUCUAUCGUCUCGCCGAGUUCUCCGCUGGUCUUGGCGCAGGCAACCCGCUUCCGAGCAACGAGCCUCUCCUAUACGUUUUGGAGUCAGUUCCAAUGUGGUUGGCCAUCUUCGUGUGGAACAUAGUCCAUCCUGGUCGCUUUAUCCGUGGCCCGGACGCAAAGAUGCCGCGUUCGUGGCUGUCACGUCAUAUCUGCUGCUGCUGUGGCAAACGUCGUUGCGACGACUGCAAUGGUAAGCUUGGCCACGCUGGACCUCAUCAUCAACGCCUAGGAGACGACUCGGAUCUGGAAGACAACCAGGAAAUGCAUCCCGUACUGAAGAGUGCCGGAGGUCAUCAUGCCGUCAGCCCGACGAAUCCUUUCCUGGAUGGAACAUCUCGCGACUCUUCCUCGAAUUCCGACUCCAGGGAAGAGCACCGUCUUCGCCCUUCGUCGGCUGCCGCAAAUUUCCGCGAUGUCAGCCCAGAGCCAACAUCAUAUACUGCACACCGUCCUCGCGGGGUUCUGGGCUAA